CAAUAUAAGGGUCAUCAUGUUUCAUGGAAUACCUGCAUCUGGAGUGAUGGGAGGAGCUCCUGCCAACAAGCCAGAACUGUAUGAGGAAGUGAAGUUGUACAAAAAUGCCAGAGAAAGGGAAAAGUAUGACAACAUGGCAGAGCUGUUUGCUGUUGUCAAAACACUCCAGGCCCUGGAAAAGGCCUACAUUAAAGACUGCGUGACUCCAAAUGAGUACACAGGAGCAUGCUCCAGAUUGCUUGUCCAGUAUAAGGCUGCUUUCAAACAAGUCCAGGGGUCAGAUGUGGGCUCCAUCGACGACUUUUGUCGGAAAUACAGGCUGGACUGUCCGCUGGCCAUGGAGCGAAUCAAAGAGGACCGACCGAUCACCAUUAAGGAUGACAAGGGCAACCUGAAUCGCUGCAUUGCAGACAUCGUUUCACUUUUUAUCACAGUAAUGGACAAACUUCGACUUGAAAUUCGUGCCAUGGAUGAGAUCCAGCCUGACCUGAGAGAGCUGAUGGAGACCAUGAACAGGAUGAGCAACAUGCCUCCAGAUUCAGAGGCCAAAGACAAAGUCAGCCUCUGGUUGACCACACUGAGCAGCAUGUCUGCGUCUGAUGAGCUGGACGACUCUCAGGUUCGCCAGAUGCUCUUCGAUCUGGAGUCUGCAUACAACGCCUUCAAUCGUUUCCUACACUCCUCCUAAACGCUCCGACCCUUUCAGAGCUCCUUUUCACCAGCUUUUAACAUGUUGCCCUUGUUUCGGAAACAUUGAUCUGUUAUAUAGAAAUCCCAAUUAAUGUACUGUUUACUAAAGCUUCUAAUAUUCAGUAAGGAUUGUAUCACUCUGACACUUGUUUUCUCCUUUAUUUCUGUCACAAUAGACUGACGUAACCAGUAGGCAUAUGCAUUUAGUUCAGGGUGGGCUUUAUAAGGAUCAGUGUAUUAUAGAAAGAUGUUAAAUGAACAUACUUUAUGGAUCACCUGAUAUAUAUAAUACAGCAAGGAUUGAUUAGGAGUUGUCACUACUGGAUUUUAUUUGGCAAUACACUACAGUAUAGUUCAGUUAAUUGAUGUAUUUACUGACAAACAAUGAACAAUUUAUAACAGUGUGUGCUCGUCUUAUUCACAUUAGUAAAACUACAGUUGUUCAUGCACAGUUUUGGAUUUUAUUAAUGCAUUAGUAAGUGUUAAACUAUGAUUAAUACAUGCUGAUUUGUUCAUGUUUGUAAAUACAUUAACUAAUGGAGCCUUAUUGUAAAGUGUGUCCUUUUAUUUUAAGCAUAUAAACCCAUUUUGGUCGGCUUCAGACUUUCUUUUUUGUUAAAAUAUUAUUUCCCACCGUAUUUAAUUGUGCAUUUAAAGUACUUUAACAUUUGCUGGUUGAUAACCUUGACUUUUAUAUCAGAUCUUGAUUGAGAACUGUACUCUUUUUCUUGGCACGGUGUUGGUCUGUCUCUCUUCGGUAUGUAAUAAGUCAUAUUUAUUAAAUUACCAUUGUAAAUAAAAUAGUUUUGAAAUAAACUACAUGGCUUUCAAACCUAA
This is a messenger RNA of Danio rerio (zebrafish), 1527 nucleotides long. It is a transcript of the gene vps28, whose product is annotated as VPS28 subunit of ESCRT-I. The record is from RefSeq and is marked provisional. Gene Ontology annotation, cellular component: endosome; cytoplasm; ESCRT I complex. Lineage: Eukaryota; Metazoa; Chordata; Actinopteri; Cypriniformes; Danionidae. Gene Ontology annotation, biological process: protein transport; endosome transport via multivesicular body sorting pathway.